AUGGCAACCGCUGUCCAAGGUGGUCCUCCUCCUGAAGAUGACCGAGCUAGAUUCUUCCUGAAUGAAUUGGUUUCUUUCUUCUACAUUGAGACCGGAAAGAAUCGCGCCCUCGUGGAACCACUGAUGAAGUUGUUGGCGGACCGACUGCGAGAAGCCCAGGAGAACACAUCUUGGGCCGUGUUCCUCUUCAAGGUUUCUCAGAGCUGGCAUGCCCAUCUGAACCGACCUUUCGGACAUGAGCUGCCAUGCGACCGGACGCCGGUCGUCGACUGCGCCGCAGUUCGCGACAUCCUUCGCAAACCCACACCCGUAAUACUUCCAGUGAGACUCCGGGCGUUUCCGGCAUUUCAGCGUUUUGCAAUAUCUCAGAUCCGGCGAUAUAAACCAGCCAAAAACAAGGAGCCAGCCGUCGCUCCUGAGCAACAAGCCGGAGGAGGCGCCGUGAUGCCACGCGAGGACGAACCCGUCGCCGCAUCAUCCGGCCAAAAGCCGACAACACUGCAGCAGCAAAUCGACCAAGAGUGGGCCGUGCUGAUGGCCGGGCCGAACCGACAUGGCUUGGGAGCCUGGGAAGUCCCCGUCCCCGCCGGGCUCGACAGCCGCGACUUUUUGUUUAACCCAGCCGCGACGUCUGAGCACUUUGAGGGGCUCGAUAUUUUCCACAACCCCAUCACCGACACCAUCCGGCCGAUUCUGCGUCUCCCAGCAAGGGUCGUGCAGCCGCGGCCCGAACGGCCCACGCGCCUGUUCGCUCGUUUCAUGCGCGUCAACGAGACGCUGUGGGCGUGGGCCGACGAGAUCAAGGGCGAGCAGGGCAUAAUACCUCUCGAAGAGUGGUUGGAGAAGCGAGCGGAGAUACAGCUUGGUCGGCAGAAGCAGCUGAUGAUUGAGCGCUACGAGAACUGGGACGGUCGGUCUGACUUCGGAUCAGCGCGCGGUCAGCUUGCUGCAACCGGGGCGGACUCUCCGGGAGCUGAGGCUGAAGGUCGCGAGGCGAAACGAAGAAGAACUGAAUGA
Molecule: messenger RNA, 1017 nt
Organism: Thermothielavioides terrestris NRRL 8126
Lineage: Eukaryota; Fungi; Ascomycota; Sordariomycetes; Sordariales; Chaetomiaceae
Exons: 2
Coding region: 1-1017 (338 amino acids)
Source: RefSeq, a predicted model, not a curated record